Messenger RNA from Dermacentor andersoni, 1032 nucleotides. Its product is annotated as probable chitinase 10. Gene Ontology annotation, molecular function: chitin binding. Gene Ontology annotation, cellular component: extracellular region. NCBI's taxonomy places the organism in Eukaryota, Metazoa, Arthropoda, Arachnida, Ixodida, Ixodidae. The record is from RefSeq and is a predicted model, not a curated record.
GGCCGUUGUAUACGGAACGCGGCGCUUGUGCCGCGAACUCGCUGAAGAUGCGAGUGGUCGGCAAUAGUCGAGCGCACCGUCGCGAGUACGCCGUAACCUGUGCGCUGUCGUGUGCUUCGUUCCAGAGGCUCCUGGAAGCAGUUGGUCAACGGGCGAAGCAAGGAAGCGCUGAAGAUGCGGUGGCUGGCCCUGCUUGUCAGCGUGGCGUGCGCUUCGUGCAACGGUGCCACAGCCCUCAGCCUCGCCGAAGCUGAGCCUCCUGCCACCCGGCCCAUUGAGGACUUCAUCAUGUCCGAUCCAGUGCUCCCCAUUUACCCCGCCAGGACCACAUCGACGACAACGCCAGCACCAAAGCCGGCAGCAACAGCAACAACAAAAACGACACCAGCACCGAUACGACCGACAUCGACCUGCGAAAAUGGCGAACACUUCGCAGACAGCAAGAGCUGCGCGCGCUUCUUCGUCUGCGUCCACGGGCGCGCGCUGUUGGUGCAGUGCCCCGGGCCGCUGCUAUUCAACGAGCGCAUCGGCGUGUGCGACUGGCCGCGGAACGCGCGCUGUGCCCACGACAGACCCGUCGCAGCAGGAACGGCCGGAGGCGUCGCCGUGGACCGCUGGGGCGAGGUGACUUGCGUCGCCAGCGAGGGCUUCUACGCGAGCCCCAGGCACUGCGGCGAGUUCUUCCGGUGCCACCGAGGCAGCGCGCACCGCUUCGUGUGCGCGCGAGGUCUGGUGUUCAACGACGCGUACAAGACGUGCGACUGGCCCUGGAACGUCGGGCGCCACGGCGGCCGCGGCUGGCGCGCGUGCCGGUUCAGCAAACACUGGCAGUACUGACACGACUGUUCUUCCUCGUCGAUUAUGUGCCUGGACAUUUGUGUCAACGUUGGUUUGUGCGACAAAUGCGGGCCGCCAGAAGUAACUGAAGUAACGACGGCUGUACUUUGCGCUUCGUUCGGUAUAUAUCAUGACUUCUCAGGACUUGCGCAGGUUGAAUUAUACCAGUGAAAAACAAAAUUACACGUUUCUAAA